Cicer arietinum (chickpea) is the source of this 1141-nucleotide messenger RNA. RefSeq lists its product as uncharacterized. The record is from RefSeq and is a predicted model, not a curated record. Lineage: Eukaryota; Viridiplantae; Streptophyta; Magnoliopsida; Fabales; Fabaceae.
AAUAAUACAUUGUCCUGUUUCGUUUAUUGUACUUAUUUGUACUACUAAAAAAAAACUAGUUCAACAAAAUUCAUUAACACCCUUAUAAUUUUGUGAAAAAUGUGUAUAGCUUUGUUUCUUUGGCAAUCUCAUCCACUAUAUCCUUUUCUUGUUUUGAAUAACAGAGACGAGUAUCACAAUAGGCCAACGAAGGAAGUGUCAUGGUGGGAAGAAUGUGAUAUUGUGGGAGGAAGGGAUGAAAUAGGAGGAGGGACAUGGUUGGCUUGUUCUGCUGAAGGAAGAGUGGCUUUUCUUACCAAUGUUUUAGAGCUUCAUACAUGCCCUCAAGCCAAAACUCGUGGAGAUCUACCUCUCAUGUUUCUUAAGAGCAGCAAGAAUCCCAAAGAAUUUGCAGAAAGCUUAAAAACAGAGGCUCAAUAUUACAAUGGAUUCAACUUAAUUGUUGCUGAUAUUACCUCCAAAUCAAUGGUGUACAUCUCCAAUAGACCCAAGGGAAAGGCUAUUACCAUUCAAGAGGUUCCUCCGGGGCUACAUGUACUUUCAAAUGAUAAGUUAAAUUCUCCAUGGCAUAAGGUCCAACGCCUUCAAUUCGGGUUCAAAGAGUACCUUGCAAAAAAUGGGGAAGGUGAGAUACAAGUGAAGGAGGUAAUUAAAAAGCUAAUGAAGGACAGAGUUAAAGCUGAUGAAAGCAUGCUACCUCAUAUAUGCUCACUUGAUUGGGAAUUCAAUCUUAGCCCUAUUUUUGUUGAAGUAGAAACACCACUGGGUGUAUACGGCACUAGGAGUAGUGCUGCUUUAACCGUAAGAUCAAAUGGGAAAGUAAGCUUUUAUGAAGUUUAUCUAGAUGAUGACAGCGUAUGGAAGGAGCAUGUUAUUGAUUUCUAUAUCCGGAAGAAGUUGAAGUAGACAAGAGUUAGGACUUUGUAGAACUAUCGAGACAAAGAAAUUAAUAACACAUUGCUUGUUUUCUUAUGCUUAGUUGUCUUUCAUAUAUGAGGAUGGUAUCAUGUCAAUUGAUCCCUCCUCUUUUCAUUUAUAUAUUUGUAUUCCAUAAAUGUGCCAUUAUUGAGCACGACGUGUAUGAAAAAUUAAUAAAUUAAUAAAUUUUAUGAUUGAUAACAUGUAUAAGUUCCGUGUGCUA